GGAUCGUCCCGGACCUGCUCUCAGACCUACCCCACGGGAUCAGCCCCGCGGGCCGUAGCCCGGUCGCGAUCCCGCUCCCGCCUGCCCCGCGCGCCACGCCGGCGCCGGCGGUGCAUCCGGCUUAGCUCGCGAUGAGGCAGGGCGCUGUCGUUCCGGCGACGCGGAUGGGUCCGGCUGCCGCGACGUUGGCGCUGAGUACGACGAGGCCCGCGUUUGCGUCGGUACCGACCCCGGUCGUACCCGGAGGCUCGGCGGCACAGAUGCGGGCGGCGUCUGCGUCUGCGUCUGCGUCCGUAUCGAGCGCGGCGGUUCGGGCUCGUUUGGCGGUGGCGUCGUCGCCGAGUGCGGUCACGCCCGCGUCUGCACCGGGCGUGGCGGUCAAGCCGGCGUCGACGCCGGGCGCGGGGACGAAGAACACCGCCGCUUCGAUCGCGGCGUCCCCAUCGAAGGCUGCUACCACCGCGUCGGCCGGGUCGGCGGCGGCGCAGACCGGCUCGGAUCCGGAUUCGAAGGCCGCGACGUCGACGAAUGCACGGGCCGCACCGGUAGCGGCGGGGCAGAGGACCGCGACGGCCGCGAGGUCCGUUCCGACACCGCCUGCGGCGGCGACAGCUGGAGUCCCUCCGACGCCGAAGCCGUCGCUGGCAGCCCCGCCGCCAUCGCCGUCCAAGCCCACGACGAUCGUCGUCGCGCCAGCUUCGAAUAAAGUAGGGACGAAGGCCGCCGCGUCGUCCAGCGCACCUCUGUCUCCUCCCCCGACACCCGUCAUCUCCGAGGCGUCCGGGCCGAAUGUGACAGGCCGUUCCCUGACGCGGACGGUCGCGUGUCAAGAUCGAUCGACUUCGUCCGCACCUGCCGCCACGCCCGCGCACGCUCGUCCUCCUGACGAUCUCGAUUCAUCUCAGCCGCCCCCGAAACGCAGGAAAGUGUCGGAUGACGAACCUAUACAGAAUGGCGUUGCCGAGCGCGGGAAGGAGGUCGAGGAGCAGCGGGCGCCCGCGGACGGCUUGCGACGAGAACUGGAGCGCGAACGCGCGGCGCACGCGCGGACGAGCGAGCGCACGGCCGCGCUCCGGGGCAGCGUCGAUCGGUAUCGCGCCGUCGUCGUUGCGAUCGUCAGCGAGAUCGGGCGCGUGCGAAGAAUGUUGCCGGAUCCCGAGGAGGAGGAGGAGGAGGAGGAGGAGGAGGAGGAGGCGGAUUCUGGGGCGCGAGUGGAUGAGCGGGCGCAGCCGUCGCCGUCGCCGCCGCCGGCCGACGCGGGAGAGGACCCGAACGCGAACGCGGCGGGAGUGGGUCCCUUGCUGAAGCUGUUUGCACGGAUGGAGAAGCAGGUGGGUGCCGUCGUGCGCGCGGAGGCGCGGCACCGGGAGAUGAUUGCCGAGCUGCGGCGCGCGAAGGAUGAGGCGGUGGAGGAGCGGCGCGCGAAGGAGGCCGAGAUGUUAGAGGAGCGCGCGCGCCGGGUCGAAGUGGAAGAUGCGUUGAGGGUUGAGCGCGAGAAGCGGGCUGUGGUGGAGGCUCGGCUCGGCGAUGCUGUGGAUGAAUGUAAGGCGCCGUUCCUGGUGCCGGCGAUGUUGGAGGCUUUCUUUCAGCUGUCAAAGAUGACGUCGGAGGCGAUGGAUGUUGAUGAAGUUGGCACUGGUGCUCUUAAGUAGGUUGAGCGAUCGAUGAAUGCGCG
Molecule: messenger RNA, 1675 nt
Organism: Punctularia strigosozonata HHB-11173 SS5
Lineage: Eukaryota; Fungi; Basidiomycota; Agaricomycetes; Corticiales; Punctulariaceae
Exons: 1
Coding region: 132-1652 (506 amino acids)
Source: RefSeq, a predicted model, not a curated record